Toxotes jaculatrix (banded archerfish) is the source of this 5581-nucleotide messenger RNA. RefSeq names its product zinc finger, SWIM-type containing 6 (gene zswim6). The coding region runs from base 103 to 3501 and encodes 1132 amino acids. Gene Ontology annotation, cellular component: Cul2-RING ubiquitin ligase complex. The record is from RefSeq and is a predicted model, not a curated record. The transcript has 14 exons. Lineage: Eukaryota; Metazoa; Chordata; Actinopteri; Toxotidae. Gene Ontology annotation, molecular function: zinc ion binding.
CCAUACACGGCCAACAAUCAAGCCGUGGGUAACCGUUUUCCCUUCCCUAUCCCGUUCAUAUGGUGCGUUGACUUCCUCCGUCGCCGUUAAAGCGGAGCUAUCAUGGCGGAGCGCGUACAGCAGCCCCCAGCCAAGCGGCUCUGCUGUAGACCGGGCUACAAUGCAACAUGUAGGCAAGGCCAGCGGGCCGCGUGGGCGCCGUGCGGCGGCUCGGCAGCCACCCAGGGCGAAUCGAGCAAAACCCAGAGCCCGGAGUCUCUUCUGGACAUCGCGGCGAGGAAAGUCGCGGAAAAGUGGCCGUUUCAAAGGGUAGAGGAGCGUUUCGAGCGGAUCCCGGAGCCCGUUCAGAGACGGAUCGUGUACUGGUCUUUCCCGAGGAGCGAACGGGAGAUCUGUAUGUACUCGUCGUUCAACACGGGCGGAGAGGAGAUCGGGAGUAGCGGGGACAGCGGCGACGACACGCGGCUGCCGUUCCGACGGGGCAUCGGUCUGCUGGAGAGCGGCUGCGUGGACAACGUACUGCAAGUCGGGUUUCACCUCAGCGGCACAGUCAGGGAACCCGCCACGUCCUCGGAGCCCGAGCUCGUCUGCAACGUGAGCGUCAGCUUCGACCGCUGCAAAAUCACGGCAGUGACGUGCAGCUGUGGCAACAAGGACAUCUUCUACUGCGCCCACGUUGUGGCGCUCUCGCUGUACCGGGUACGGAAGCCCGAGCAGGUCAAACUGCGCCUGCCCAUUUCAGAGACUCUUUUCCAAAUGAACAGAGAUCAGCUGCAGAAGUUCGUUCAGUACCUGAUCACGGUGCAUCACACCGAGGUGCUGCCGACCGCACAGAAACUGGCAGAUGAGAUACUGUCGCAGAACUCGGAGAUCAACCAGGUUCACGGAGCUCCAGACCCGACGGCGGGGGCCAGCGUGGACGAUGAGAACUGCUGGCACCUGGACGAGGAGCAAGUUCAGGAACAGGUGAAGCUCUUUCUCUCCCAGGGCGGGUACCAUGGCUCAGGGAAGCAGCUCAACCUCCUGUUCAGCAAGGUGAGAGAGAUGCUGAAGAUGAGGGACUCCAACGGAGCUCGCAUGUUAACGCUGAUCACAGAGCAGUUCAUGGGCGACCCCAGACUGGUGCUGUGGAGGCAACAGGGAACCACCAUGACUGACAAGUACAGGCAGCUGUGGGAUGAACUAGGGGCCCUGUGGAUGUGCAUUGUGUUGAACCCCCACUGUAAACCCGAGCAGAAAGGUUUCUGGCUUCGACAGCUUCGCAGGUGGAACAACGUGGACGUCUGCCCCUUGGAGGACGGUAACCAUGGCAGCGAGCUGACCAAUCUGACCAACGCUCUGCCCCAGGGCCCUCCCGGCAACCCAGAUUCACUGACUCGGCCUCACCGGACUGUGUUCACGCGAGCCAUCGAGGCCUGCGACCUGCACUGGCAGGACCCCCACCUGCAACACAUCAUCACCGAGGACCACUACGCCAACUACUGUUACCAUGACAACCUGGACAGCUCCCUCUUCGACGCCCGAGGGUGGCCCCUGUGGCACGAGCACGUCCCCACCGCCUGUGCACGGGUAGACGCCCUGAGAUCACACGGUUACCCCAAGGAAGCGCUCAGGCUGGCCAUCGCCAUCGUCAACACGCUGAGGAGGCAACAGCAGAAACAGCUGGACUUCUUCCGCACUCAUAAAAAAGAGCUGCUCCAUAAAGGCAUAACAUCAGUGACCAACCUGGAGGGCUGGGUGGGCCACCCUCUGGACCCCAUCGGGACUCUGUUCAGCACCCUGAUGGAGACGGGGCAGGGCAGCGAGGACGGAGCCACGGUCCUGCUCGACUUCUCAGGUAAACACCGACACACAACACAGGAGGAACAUCCUGUCUUCCCGGCGCAGCGUUUCCUGGAGGAGGGGGAGUCGUUCGUGUCGCUGGCUGCGGAGACGGCUCUGAUUGGUUUGGGCCAACAGAGGGUGAUGCCAGACGGCCUCUACGCCCAGGAGAAAGUGUGUCGCAACGAAGAGCAGCUAUUGGCCAAGCUCCAAGAAGUCAAUUUAGACGACUCGUUGGUGAAGAUCUUCCGGAAGCAAGCGGUUUACCUGCUAGAGGCUGGUCCUUACAGUGGUCUGGGAGAGUUGCUCUACAGAGAAAGCGUCCCCAUGCACACUUUUGCCAAGUAUCUGUUCACCUCGCUGCUACCUCACGACGCUGAACUGGCGUACAAAAUUGCACUGAGGGCCAUGAGGUUGCCGGUCCUGGAGUCCACGGCCCCCUCCGCUGACUUGUCCCGGCCUCACCAUAUAGUGUCGGUGGUGCCCAACCGCUACCCUCGCUGGUUCACUCUCAGCCACAUAGAGACCCAACAGUGUGAACUGGCCUCCACCAUGCUCACUGCUGCUAAAGGCGACGCUCGUAAGCUGCAAACAGUGUUAGAAUCCAUCCAGAAGAACAUCCACUCCUCAUCCCACAUCUUCAAACUGGCCCAGGAUGCCUUCAAAAUCGCCACUCUCAUGGACAGCCUGCCGGACAUCACACUGCUCAAAGUCUCCCUGGAGCUGGGCCUUCAGGUGAUGAGAAUGACCCUGUCCACCCUGAACUGGCGGAGGAGGGAGAUGGUGCGAUGGCUCGUCACUUGUGCCACUGAAGUCGGUGUGUUUGCACUGGACAGCAUCAUGCAGAGCUGGUUCACCCUCUUCACCCCCACCGAAGCCACCAGCGUCGUGGCGAGCACAGUCAUGUCCAACAGCACCAUCGUCCGCCUGCAUCUGGACUGCCAUCAGCAGGAGAACCUGGCCAACUCCGCCCGCACCCUGGCCCUGCAGUGUGCCAUGAAGGACCCCCAAAACUGUGCCCUGGCAGCCCUGACGCUCUGCGAGAAGGACCACAUUGCCUUCGAGACAGCCUAUCAGAUUGUACUGGACGCAGCCGCCACAGGCAUGAACUACACACAGCUGUUUACAAUAGCACGCUACAUGGAGCACCGCGGUUAUCCUAUGAGGGCGUACAAACUAGCAACGUUAGCCAUGACUCACCUGAACCUCAGCUACAACCAAGACACGCACCCGGCCAUCAACGACGUGCUGUGGGCGUGUGCGCUCAGCCACUCGCUGGGGAAAAACGAACUGGCAGCGGUCAUCCCCCUGGUGGUGAAGAGCGUGAAGUGUGCCACCGUCUUGUCGGACAUUUUACGGCGGUGCACGUUAACGACGCCGGGCAUGGUGGCGCUGCACAGUCGCAGGAACUCUGGGAAGCUGAUGUCUCUGGACAAGGCUCCACUCAGGCAGCUACUGGACGCCACGAUCGGGGCCUACAUCAACACGACGCACUCCCGGCUCACGCACAUCAGCCCGCGCCACUACAGCGAGUUCAUCGAGUUCCUCAGUAAAGCCAGAGAGACGUUUCUCAUGGCGCACGACGGACACAUCCAGUUCACACAGUUCAUAGACAACCUGAAACAGAUUUACAAGGGCAAGAAGAAACUCAUGAUGCUCGUUCGAGAGAGAUUUGGUUGACAGAGGAACGACAGACCAAGCUGCCCUUCUUUUUCUAACUUGAGUCUCCCUGUUUAUCCUUUUUAACUUGAAGUGAAAAUCCACUUAAAACAACAUUCACACAAAUCUUAUUCCUACGAUUUGGGACCGCUGGGUCUAAUGUGAUGAUGAACUGAAGGGGUGUAUUAAGGGGUGAGUUAAAACCGGCAACUGGUUUUUAAAAACUGGCUGAAAAAGUGUCAGUAAGGUUCUGGUGCAACGUAAUCUCGUUCCUAAUACGUACCUGACGUAGAAGGAAUGACAAUAAAGUUCUCUGAAUUUGAAUGAAUCUGAAAAUAAAAACGCCUGCAAGCUGACUCCACCAAACAAAAUGUACUGAAAAGACGUUUUCAUCCCAGUCGGAUCUUUGUCAGGUCUCAGUGCUUAAAAAUGGGUAAACACCCAUAUAUAUGAUAACAUAUAUUACACAAUAUCAUAUAUGAUAAGCAUCUUAAUGCAAUUAACAAUGCAAGAAAGUAAACGUGUAGAAGAACAAAGGCAUCAAAACCAACAAAACAUGGAAAAAUAAAGUUACAAGCUAGAAAAAGUGGAUGUUAGGCUUUAGUGACUUUCCCAACAUUUUGCUAAGUUAUAUGACAGUAUUUGUAAAUAAUAAUAAUAAUAGUGAUAAUAAUAAAUUAAUUUUGAAAGUAGAAGUCAAUGUCCAGUUACUUCAAAGUCUUGCUGGGACUAAGUGUUUCCGACCUACAUCAUGCUGUAGCACUGUAGAUAAAGUUACAGGAUGUUAACGGCGUAAAAUCAUUUCUACCUCCACGUAAUUCUUCUGUCUGUUUUAAGUAAGAAAUUAAUUUUAAUUUUCCUUUUCCAUCAUUAAAGGAAAACAUGAAUCUUACGUCUUUCACAUCACUUCAAUCUGAACAUACAAACUGUAUUUUCCAUCUGAUGAUUGAAAUAAAUCUAAGUUUGAGUGCUGACCUGACAAAUUUCCAACUAAGAUUGAAACGUUUUGUGACUCGGACUCAGUGUGCAGGCUUUUUUUUUAAUGUGUUAAAAAACACGAUUUCCUGAAGGCAGAUAAUUAGACUUUUUUCUAUCCGAUUCGAGCGUUAGCACAGAUCCGUGGUUGAUUUCAGCUGUGGAAUAUUACGGACAGCCCAUCGUGAUCGGAAUGAGACAUGAAAUAUGUUUUAAGGUCAAUUUUCUCCUGAAACUGACAAGUUUAAAAUCAAAGAGAGAAGAAAAAAGACUAAACUCUAAAAGCGUCACCUGGUAUUGAUGUGUAUAAAAACCAUUAAGUUUGCAGAAGCAUAGAAGUGUCAAAUCGUGGAAGUUUGUGUGUUUCCCUUUACAUGUAUGAAAGCGGGAGAGUAAGAGUUUUACACUGAGUAUAUACUGUAUCGUCCAGUGGCUAAAUGUCCACCUUGCACUCCUCCUACUUCCCUCAGCUAACGUUCACAGCCUCAAAGAGAAAACAAGCGGCUUUAAACCAAAUGGAGCAACUCCAUCUGAAGUGACGAGUACCUCUUUUAAAGGAUCCAGCUUUACUCCUCCCCCUCGCCCAGUCCUCGCCCAGUCCUCACCCAGUCUUCGCCCAGUCCUCGCCCAGUCCUCGCCCAGUCUUCGCCUAUCUGCUCAAACAGAGUGAAAGGAAAAACUCCAACUCAACGAUCAGAAUUCAUUCACUGGGUCGAUAUUUGUUUGUGCCGUCUUCAGGCUGACUGUUCUGGCUUUGCAGUGUUGUCUCAAACGUUGUUUUACAGACACAUUUGUCACGGAAACACAACAACGAACUGUCGCAGUGCUUGCUCUUGUGGAAACUUUGCAACUGUCAACAUACAUUCUCAGGGAUUUCUCUAAAAAAAAAAAAAAAAAAGAAAAGAGAAAGAAAGCAGACAAAAAAGAGAACAAAAGCAUUUUAUCGUCUUGUAUAUAUGAAAGUAUAUGUCUGAAUAUGAAAAAAUGUAUAUGUUAACUAAUUUAUGACAAAAUAUUCUAUGUAAGGCACAAUACUUGAAGCUGCAGUACUUUUGGUUUUUGAAACAAGAAAAAAAAAACAUAUCAGAAGGACUUCAACACGUUCGCCUUGCAUUGCAUCAGGGGC